Messenger RNA from Encephalitozoon romaleae SJ-2008, 501 nucleotides. RefSeq names its product 60S ribosomal protein L12. Gene Ontology annotation, biological process: translation. Lineage: Eukaryota; Fungi; Microsporidia; Unikaryonidae. The coding region runs from base 1 to 501 and encodes 166 amino acids. Gene Ontology annotation, cellular component: ribosome; cytosolic large ribosomal subunit. The record is from RefSeq and is a predicted model, not a curated record. Gene Ontology annotation, molecular function: structural constituent of ribosome; large ribosomal subunit rRNA binding. The transcript has a single exon.
AUGGCAGGACAAAAAGUGAUUGACCCGGACACAAAAUACAUUAAACUGCAAGUUGUAGGAGGAGAGUUACCUGGAGCAACACUUGCCCAAAGAGUUGGUCCACUAGGGCUAUCAUCAAAAGUGGUUGGUGAGGACAUAAGAAAGGCUACAACAGACUACAAGAGCUUGAAGGUUCACGUAGAGCUUGCAAUAAAGGACAGGAAAGCGACGGUUGAGGUUCAGCCUAGUAUUGCGACAUUAAUAAUUAAGGCCUUGAAGGAGCCUCCACGAGACAGAAAGAAAGAAAAGAAUAUUCUUCACAACGGAAGUCUUAAGAUGACCGAGAUAGUUGAAAUAGCAAGGAUUGCUCGAUCAAGCCGAUCCUAUUCCAAAACCCUUGCUGGUGCGGUGAAGGAGGUUCUUGGGACAUGUAAGUCCAUUGGAUGUAAGGUUGAUGGAAAAUGCCCUAAGGAAGUUACUCAUGAGAUCAAUAGUGGAGAGAUCAGACUACCUGAUCAAUAA